AUGAGGACUCUCAAACUUCAGCUCGACUACGUUCUGAAGAGGAACAUUCCUCAGUCAGAUAUCCGAAAAUCUAGAGCUGUUUGGGACGUCGCGUUCGACUCUGACCACCGUCCAGUUCUUCUCAGUUUCAAGAUACGGUUCCACAAGAGAAACCGAGGAGUUUCUCUUCAACCGAAAAUCGACAUGGUAGGUUUGAAAGACGAUGAAUGCAGAAGAAAAUUCCGCCAACGUGUGUCUAUUCAUGUUGGAGUCCGGACCAGGAAGAAGCUUAGCGAUGCGGAUUCAUUCACAAAGUGCAUCCAGGACGCUGCAAGGGAAACGCUCCCGGUUCUAUUGCCGCGGAAGAAGUUUGCCUUUGCAUCUGCGGAAACAAAAUCCACAUACAAUUCUGUAUGUGUCGCGCGCAGCGCUGGUGACUUCAACCAGGAAAAGCGUCUUAGAAGGAAGCUGCGUCGUCAACUGCAACAAGACCGCGAUAACGAGUGGACGUCAAGAGCGAUGGAGUUUGAGAAGGCGUGGGAGGACAGGAACCCGCGGAAGGCCUACGCUCUACUAAAACAAUAUAGCGGCAAAAUGAAAAGAUGUUCCCCUGUCCUCAACACUGCCAAUGGGGUAGCUGUCGGUGAAGCAACCCUUCCAAUUUGGAAGGAACACUUCAAGGCCUUGCUGAACCGGCUAGCACCGUCAGCCCCUGAACUCGAACACGUUCAUAGACCGACAUACGCGGUUAACGAGGAGCCACCGACCGUGUCGGAGGUCCUAGUCUGUAUUCAAAAAAUGAAGAAUGGAAAAUCUGGCGGAGACGACGGGAUUAGCGCAGAAACGCUAAAAUAUCUUCCUCCGUCUGGGAUUCGUGAGAUGAUAAAGAUCAUCCGUUCAAUAUGGAUAGACGAAAGGAUACCUGAUUCGUGGAGACACGCUAUCAUAAUUCCCCUCCACAAGAAGUUAUCCCUCACGGACCCCAGGAAUUAUCGAGGAAUCUCUUUGCUGCGUGUUAUGUACAAGGUAUUGGAACGCAUUAUCCUGGACCGACUCAUUAAACAUCGCGAAGAAACAACACGCGACGAGCAAGCUGGCUUUCGUCCUGGACGAUCUAUGAUUGACCAGGUGCUCAUCGUCAGGAGAGUGAUCGAAAUCUGGCAGCGGUAUUCGAAGCCAAUGCAACUAGCGUUUCUGGACUUUGAAGCCGCGUUCGACUCUCCUCACCGAGGCCGUCUUCUCAACGCACUGAGCGCCGAUGGAGUACCAGGAAAGUUCGUUCGCUUGCUUGAUGACAUGAAUCAACGAGCAACUGCUGCAGUUCGAACACCAGCCGGAUGUACAACACCGUUUGAAGUGGUAACUGGAGUAAGACAAGGGGCAGUGGCAGGACCUUUCCUGUUCAAUUUCGCAGUCGACGACAUUAUGCGAAGAACAGUCAACCAGUGUCCUGCCGACAUUGUCUUAGCACCAUCUGGGUGCCCCUUGACUGACCUCGAGUACGCCGACGAUGUUGUUAUAUUCGCGGAAAGCAGUACGAAACUUCAACAUGUUGUCAACCUUGUAUCGAAGCUGGCUGCAGCCUAUGGAUUAAGCCUACGCCCUGAUAAAUGCAAGCAGAUGUGGAUAUCUUCGAGACCUCGAACGGGAAUCAGGGUGGACGGACAACCGAUAGAACUCGUCGAUGGGUUCUGUUACCUAGGCUGUACGCUGAAGAACAAUGGCAGCUACGAGAGAGAUGUUCAGCAAAGAUGCGCUAAGGCCACUUCUGCAUUUAACUCCUUAACGAAAUGUCUGUGGUCGACCCCCAUCACCAACGAAGUCAAGCUGCGAGUCUACCUAUCCGCAAUUCGCCCCAUCAUGAUGCACGGAUCGGAGACUUGGGCAGCACCAUCAACGGUUAUGGAGAGGCUUGACUGCACGGAACGAAAGCUGCUUAGACGGCUACUUUGCUACUUUUGGCCUAGAGUAUGCCACAAUGAAGAUCUUUACGCAGAAAUUAAUGUGGUUUACCGGCGGAUGACACGUGGAAGAUAUCAACAUCUUGCACCGCCUUCGAAAGCGGCUAAAGUAAAUCGUCUUCGCUUCUUUGGUCAUAUAUUAAGGAGACCGGCAGAUCGCCUUGUCCAACGAGUUCUGAAGAGUUCGCCGGGUUCGAGCUGGAAGAAGCCACCUGGCCGAAAACGGAAGUUCUGGACUGGUAAAGAGAGAACAUGGAAUAGCGAUGAAUGGAUUGAUUCUGUGCAAGCUCUCGCAGAAGAUCGAGAAGGUUGGGCAGAGCUGUGUUCAAGGACGGCACACUUCGGCGAAGAUGCGGGUAGUUUCAAUACUAAUAUUGGACGAUCCGCUUUCUCUUAUCAUAAAAAGGCGUUUUUGAGAACUGAUAUCGUUUGGAGAUCUACAUCGUUGGAUCGAUUGUACCAUGUUAUUUUCAACAUUCUCACUCAGCUGAUGCUUGGGAUUCCACUUGAACUCGUUCACCAGUGGCGAGUUAUUGCCGUCUAUCUAGCAGGAGUUCUUUCCGGAUCCUUACUCGUUACGGCAGUGGAUCCUCACGUGUUCCUCGCAGGAGCCUCGGGUGGGGUUUACGCCCUUCUUGCUGCUCAUCUUGCGGAGCUUGUAAUGAACUGGUCUGAGAUGGAGUUCAAUUGGGUGCGCGCCAUCAUUCUAACCGUGCUCAUAGGAUCCGAUGCCGCAGUGGCCAUAUUCCAGCGAUACUUCGUCAGCAAAACAGACAAGGUGUCUUAUGUUUCCCACAUCGGUGGUUUCGUGGCAGGCGCACUCCUGGGUAUCGUAAUACUUCGAAAUUUUCGCCGACAUCGAUGGGAGGGCAAACUCUGGUGGACCGCUCUUGCCGCGUACACCUUCUUCAUUGCCACCUGCAUUGUUUUGAUUGUUGCUCCCGAUAUCACAAGGUUUUGA
This is a messenger RNA of Necator americanus (New World hookworm), 2901 nucleotides long. RefSeq lists its product as uncharacterized. NCBI's taxonomy places the organism in Eukaryota, Metazoa, Nematoda, Chromadorea, Rhabditida, Ancylostomatidae. The record is from RefSeq and is a predicted model, not a curated record. Bases 1 to 2901 code for a protein of 966 amino acids. Gene Ontology annotation, cellular component: membrane. Gene Ontology annotation, molecular function: serine-type endopeptidase activity. The transcript has 7 exons.